AGUUUCAACCCCACGUUAGCUCCACACACCUUACUUAAAAAAAACCCCACAGUUGAAACACCUCAACUACUACCAUCUUACCCGCCAUUUCUCUUUCUUCAUUAACCAACAAUGAAAAGUCCAAACACUCAAUAUUCCGGUCGCCGGAGAUCUAAUUCCGGCACUGGAUCUAUAUCCUCCACCUCCACAGAUCAUAUGACUCGAUCACCUACUUCAUCCACUUACUCAUCCACUACUACAAUUACUUCUCAUAAGUCAAGUAGAAAUCCGGUCAAAUUCGUCGCAGAUGCCUUCGUGUCAUGUUUCACUCCUCCAGAGUCUAAAUCUUCGAGUACCAACUUUGAUGAUUCUGAUUCGUUUAAAGCUCCUUCAGUUGCAUCUAAUGGCGGAAGGGAGAAGAGACGUAGUAGCAGUAGCAGUAAAGGUCGAGGCAUAUAUAGUGCUGAAAAUAAUUCACCUCACACAAACGAGGCAGGGAGUCUUAAAUGCACCAUGGAAGAUAUCUACAAAGCCACAAAGAACUUUUCCCAAAGCCUUAAAAUCGGUCAAGGAGGUUUUGGGAUAGUUUACAAGGGUCGCCUUAAUGAUGGAACAGUUGUUGCAAUCAAACGUGCCAAAAAGACUAUGCAUGAUAAACAUUCGGGAGCUGAAUUUCAAAGUGAGGUUCGAACUUUAGAAAAAAUAGAACAUCUGAAUUUAGUAAAGUUUUAUGGGUACUUGGAGCAUGGUGAAGAAAGGAUUUUGGUGGUUGAGUAUGUUCCUAAUGGAACUCUUAGAGAACACUUGGACAGUGAGUUCUUGAUCUUGAUUCUGAGUUUUCAUUUUCCAUCGAUGUUUUGCUGUGGCAUUCACAAUUGUGGCUUUCAAUACUUAUCCAUCAAAGUGAUGCUAUGUAAUGAUGUAGGUGUUACUGGAAAUGUUCUUGAUUUCGCGUCAAGACUAGACAUUGGAAUAGAUGUAGGACAUGCAAUUACAUAUUUGCAUAUGUAUACAGAUCACCCUAUUAUCCAUCGAGACAUCAAGUCUUCUAAUAUUCUCCUCACUGAAAACCUUCGAGCUAAGGUGGCCGAUUUUGGUUUUGCAAGGCUAGCAGCUGAUGCUGAGUCAGGAGCCACACAUGUUUCUACCCAAGUUAAAGGAACUGCCGGCUACUUAGACCCUGAAUACCUUAGUACUUAUCAACUUACUGAGAAGAGUGAUGUCUACUCAUUUGGUGUUUUACUUGUGGAACUUGUCACUGGAAGGCGGCCUAUCGAGCCAAAAAAGGAAAUCAAAGAGCGCAUUACUGCAAGAUGGGCAAUGAAGAAGUUCACCAGUGGAGAUGCAAUUUUAACUUUGGAUCCAAGGCUAGAAAGAUCUGCAGCAAAUAGUUUGGCCAUGGAAAAAAUUUAUGAAUUAGCUUUGCAAUGUUUGGCUCCUCAUCGACACAACCGGCCUACCAUGAGAAAGUGCGCUGAGAUUCUAUGGAGUAUCCGCAAGGAUUACAGAGAACUAGCAGGCUAAAAUACCCGCUCUCUCUUUCAGUCUCUCGACUCACGAGCAUGUGAUUUUGUGUUACAUGUACACAUAAAAGGUAAGUUGCAGGGAAUGUAUUUAGGAUGGUGAGAAAGAUAACAAUCAAAAGAAGACGAUAAAUUUUUGUCUGGAGUGAAGUGAUAGUUACAUUGAUAUUGGAAUGUAAUGAUAAUUUGUAGAAACUAUACAAUCUUGACUUGUUCCAUUCA
Lycium barbarum (goji berry) is the source of this 1724-nucleotide messenger RNA. Its product is annotated as calmodulin-binding receptor-like cytoplasmic kinase 2. Gene Ontology annotation, biological process: protein phosphorylation. NCBI's taxonomy places the organism in Eukaryota, Viridiplantae, Streptophyta, Magnoliopsida, Solanales, Solanaceae. Bases 112 to 1503 code for a protein of 463 amino acids. Gene Ontology annotation, molecular function: ATP binding; protein kinase activity. The transcript has 5 exons. The record is from RefSeq and is a predicted model, not a curated record.